CAGUUACUACGCAUUUAUAGUGUUUGAAUGAGUCAUCACUAUGAUUUAUAAUACCAUGAUACUGUUUUAGUGCACCAAUUUGACAGCCGUAAACUAGUUGUCGUUUUAAUGACUGAAUGAGUUUCUGCAAAAAGAAGAUAAACCACCGUCUUCUUCGAGUGACCGUGAUAAUUUCUAGUUUAAUCAUCAUAGGAUGUGCAGUUGCUUUGAUCAUUUUUGGUAGCAUAUUUUAUAGUUCAAUUCGCAAAUACAAUGACAAACUUGAUACGACUAUCAAAAGAGUUAUAGAAUGCUUUGUUAUAGUCGGAUGUAUUAUGAUUUUUGCUGGAUUAUUAGGUCUCUUUGGAUCUUGCCUAGACAGUAUUGAUGUACUUUGCUUGGUAUAUCUUCACACUUUAUUGUUGAACUACUUAAUAUCCGUUGAUUUUCAGUUUUCUUUAGGUUUGUUCUCUAUAAUUAUUGUUCAACUGGGGACUGGAAUAACAUGUCUUUGUUAUCAUAUAAAGGCGAGUGUUUUGGUUAUUGAUGAGCCUUUUUAGUUGUGGGAUAAUCUGCAUUUGAGCAUAAAGAAAGCAGUUGAUAACUAUCAUUUCAACAAAAACAUAAGCACCAUUAUGGAUAAAAUUCAUAGAGAUGUAAUUAUCUUUUCAAUUUUCUUUUAUUUCAGCUAAAAUGUUGUGGCUCACUUAACCACCUAGAAUAUGGAGAUAAAAUCCCCUCAUCCUGUCAUGAAGAUGGUUCCAUUUACAAAAAUGUAUUGUCAAAAUAACAUGUUUUUAUGUUAUGAUAGUUUAUUCAUUUAUUUUUACAAGUAUGUGGGUGCAUGCAUGUUUCCUUGUAUUUCCACGGAAAAUUUGGUUAUCAAAUAAAUCCUUAAUAAAAUAGUUAGCAUGAUGGUACUAUUGGAUAACUAACCAUCUUUGUGUAGUAGCUUAUUAAAUCAUCAAAGAGGCUUAUAGACAUAAAUGCUAAACUUUAGAACCUAUUUGACUGUUUUUAUGUUAAUUUGAAUUGUCUAUUUAUGGUUACCUUGACUGCAGUAAAGCUGUAAAAUUUAUUUUAGGUUACAGUCCUUGAUUUAUAAAGUGAAUCUGCCUAAUGAUUGUAGCGAGCUUCGAAAUAAAUUCAUGUUGAUAAACAAUUGACCUUUGUACUACAGACAAGUUUCAUAUAAGCGAUACACUACUACUGAAAGGACUAAUAACUGAAGUCUAAGUACUUACACAACGGUGAACCACGAAAUCAGCUCGGGGACUCAAAUUCAAGCCUUAUGAAAAGCGCCUUCAACCACUCGACCUCUACCCGUCGGAGUAUAGACAUAUUAGAGGUGACCUUCUUAUGGCUCACAGUAUCCUUAACACUUCUGGACAUCCCGUUGAACAUCUAAUUAGGCUUAGUCACAAUACAAACCUAAGGGGUAACACCCAGAAACUGGAGACCCAAUAUAGUAGGACGGACUGUACACACAACUUCUACUCUUUAAGGGUUUUCAAAUGCUGGAAUUCGCUGCCGACUGAGCUAGUUCAAGCGACUUCUCAAGAGUCUUUUAAGAGGAAGCUUGACCUUUUCUUAAGGAAUGAGGAUAACAUCUUAUUAUAAUUUGCAGAUUUCUAUUUUUUUUCUGUUAUCGGUAAUAUACAUACAGGUUACUGCCUGGAUAUAUUGGCGAUCCCUUGCUACUAGACAUUGAAAUCCGUUGAGUGAAAGCCUCUUUUCCGUUCACAACCAUUUGAACUAGUUCGCAAAAUACAUUUUGUCGAACUACAUCACUUAUGGGCAUUUUAGUUAGUGUAUUCGGUAGAUAAUCACUUUGUUAUCACGUGCUACUUGUCAAAAUCAUUCAACGCGUAUUUUUGUCUAGAUAGAAAAUGUACAUCGUAAUACAGUUAAUGUUAUAAAAUGACAUUCAAAGUAUCGUAUCAAUCUGUUCAUGUAUGUAGUUUUUUUGAACCUCUUUAAUUGGCUCCGAUUUUGCGUCACUUUCUAUGCUUUAUUGUCUAAGGAAAGUAACAGCACUGAUGAUAAAAAACAAAUAGUUAGGUCAUCUUCAUACACAUGAAAAAAUAAUUAACCCUAGAAAACUCCGCUUUACACUCCCAUCUAGAUAAAUUACAGUUGAACAGUGCUGUCUGUUUGCCCUCUACAUGAAGGUUUUUAUUUUUUGAAAUAAAAAGUCAUUGUAAUUAUUGUUUGUAAUAAAUAACAAUCUAGCAUGAAAAACAGCACUUAAGAACACUGUAUGGAGAACGUAAUGAUUAAUUUCGCUGAAGUUAGUAAAGCCUUGAUCUUUCAAUUUCUUAUAAUCCAUUGACUAAUGUCAGCUAUCCUUAGACAUUGAAAAAUUAGCGGGUAAUGAAUGUAUUUUUCUAUUUUUAUGCCAAACUUUGAAUACUUUUGAGUUGUUUGCCAUGUACUUGAAUGUUUUCGCAAACAGUCUCCCUGAAAGUCUUGAAGCCUACGCUAGUUAGCUUCCAUAAUGGUAAGUUUAACGAUUGUACUGGGAACAUUAUUUAACAAAAGGUUUAAAUAUAACGUUUUCCAGUCGUUUGUUGGUUACGGUUCAUAUAAGAAUAGGUGAAAACAAAAAAAUUAAGGACUAAGCGAUGAAAAAAGUGUUUUUUAGUAGCAUCGGGACUAUUUUACUGAGUAUUGUCAAGCUUAUUACGUCAGGCGUAUUUUAUAAUGUUUGAGUAUUUUAUAGUCAACCUACUCGAAUUUCAACUGAAAGAGAACCAAUAUCUGUUAUAAAAAACGAGGGCUCAUUGCAAAUAACUUCAAUAAGUUGUUUAAACAUAUCGUAGCUUUCUUUAGUCAUUUUCUACUGGUGAUAAUGCUUUGCCAUUUUCAUACAGUGCUAGGAUAAUAUGCCCCUUAUUCGUUCUUUAGUUUAUGAAGGGCGUAAUUCUAAAUAACCCGUACAGUUACUCGUAUAAAGUGCCUUAUGCCCCCUUAUAGAUAUUCCUAAAGCUAAGUGUUAGCUGUCGGCUCUUAAGUAUAGCUUAAUCAAUACGCACGACUUAAAAUACUUUAGUGCUUUUCACCCUUUCUAAAGUUAGUGUACGUUUAGCUUUUAGGCAGAAAUGAGCUAUUUCUUGAACGUAUUUUUAUCGUACAACUUACAAAUUGAUCAACAGCCUUGAUAUGUAACUGUUUAAAUGCCUUAUGUCGUAUUUACGCAUGCUUGUACUAUGAUAGGCCGAUCUGUUUAUUGUGUCACACAUAAAAAUACCGAGAUAUAUGCCUUCCAGGUGCUUUUACUGAUGUUGGAAAAAUAUAUGGCAGAACCUCAAACGGUUAAGAAAUGCACGGAGUGAGGACUUACGGAGGGAUGUUUUAUGCUGAAAUAUCAACUCAACCAUAAAUAAGGCAAACUAAGAGUCAUGCCUUGUCGAAUCCUUCAUGGGUUCCACAUAAGCAGAUUUUAUAAAGGUGGUGUCUAGAGCUUAUUCAAACGUUUUACAAAAGAUUCGCUUUCAGAGGUUUGGAAUCUGUGAUGUACGCACUAGAAUCUAAGGUUAAAGUCUAUCUAGAAAUACAUCACUUACUUUACAAUUGCGACUGCAGUGAACUAGAUUGACCAAGAGCCCUUAUAUUUUGAGUAGCUUUCAUGUCACAAAUUCUCAAUAAUGAAAAUGAUGUGUUAUUUUUGAUCGGUAAUACUCCAGCCUCUACGAACUGUAAGCUUUUUUCCUUACUGUUAAGAAGCUUUAGAAAUUGAGCUGAAUUUUCUUCACGGGUGGAGUCAGCCAUGUUUCCAUCACUGUGAUUGUCUGUGAUCUACGACAGUCAGUUCAUACACUUAAAAACAUUUGAGCAUCAACGUGAUAAGUGAUGCACUCACUUAAGGGACUUUAUGCUGUUCUUAAAGUAUCUCAAGCACAAAAAUCUUUACCUAUCAGUCCUAUGCUAUGUUUCCUUGUUGUGAUAGUAAACAUUACGUAGUAAUAUCAUUUAGAAAUAUUCCCCAGUAGAAUGAAAGCAUGAAGUGCAUGUAUUACGAAAAUCACAUUCCUCACCAAAAACCCGACAUGUAUUGAAAUUAAGAAUUGAGUACAGGGAAGAUCUUGUUUCUGAAUGAGAUGAAUGAGGCUGUAUCGUUGAAGAGUACUAUCAGUUCAUGGUUUUCGAUUUGGAUGUUCCUAAUGAAUGAAAGAGUUAAAUGAAUAGUCAGACGAAUCUAGUAAAUAUUUAUCUUUUUGUUGAUUAAUGUAUUUCUUCCUUUAUUAAUUGUAAUGAUGACAGUAUUCUUGAGGUUGUUUACGGUCUUUUGUGAUUGUACAUUCAAUUAAGUGUAGUAAGAUGGAAUAUGAAACACUGUUCAAGUAAGUAUACUUUCUUUUCUACAAUCACGUAAUCAAUAAUAUUACUCUAUUUCACAGGGUUGCACUGAUGCAUUGAAUCGUUUCAGUGGACAAUUUCUGCGUACUGCUAUAGUUCUUUCGCUUAUGUUCAUAAUUCUUGAAGUUGUAGCAAUUGGAUGUUCCAUAUAUUUAGCUGCAUAUAUUGACGCAAAAGAUCAAAGAUGAUGUUCUAUUUUUUUCUUGUCGUAUCAAUCAUUGAGAUUAUUAUUAUGGAUGGUUUAAAAUUCAUUGAAUUAGCACACUAUUGAUCUUUUGCAAAAUGAUUAACGAUGUCUUUGUAAGUAAAAAAAAUUAGGUAAAUAAGAUAACUUAUCUAUAAUUCAUGCAAGAAUGUAAUUAUAAAGUAUUCUAUUUACAUGUGUUUGUGUAAAUUCUGUAUAUUUGUCUUUCGAUUCUUUUAUUUUUCAAGUCAUUAAGUAAACAAAACAUAUCAUAAAAUAUCAGAAAGGGUUUUCGUGGAGAUUUAGUAUUUUCAUAGUUGAAAGCGU
This is a messenger RNA of Schistosoma rodhaini, 4849 nucleotides long. Lineage: Eukaryota; Metazoa; Platyhelminthes; Trematoda; Strigeidida; Schistosomatidae. The record is from the annotation of a GenBank genome assembly.